AGUACUUUACAAACGAACGAAGAGAGAUCCAGAGAGAGCGAGCGAGAGAGAGAGAAAAACCCACGCGGAGAGAGAGAGAGGGGAAGAUGAAGUUCCAAAUAGAAGACGUGACAGUAUACUUCCCAUACGACCACAUCUACCCAGAACAAUACUCCUACAUGCUAGACCUGAAACGAGCCCUAGACGCCAAGGGCCACUGCCUCCUUGAGAUGCCCACGGGCACCGGCAAAACCAUAGCCCUGCUCUCCCUCAUCACUAGCUACGCCCUCUGCAAGCCCUCCAACCCCGUCAAGCUCCUGUACUGCACCCGAACCGUCCACGAGAUGGAGAAAACCCUAGCCGAACUCCGCCGCCUCCACAAGUACCAGCUCGACCACCUCGGCCCCGCCGCCCGCAUCCUCGCCAUUGGACUCUCGUCGCGGAAGAACUUGUGUAUUAACCCGUCUGUCGUGACAGCGGAGAAUCGGGAUUCCGUGGACGCCGCCUGCCGGAAGCUGACAGCCAGCUGGGUGCGUGCUCUGGCCGCGGAGAACCAUAGGGUUCCGACUUGUGAGUUUUUCGAGAGUUUCGAGAAGGCCGGCUCGGAUGGCGUGUUGCCCCCUGGUGUUUUUACUCUGCAGGAUUUGAGGGCGUUUGGGAAGGAGAAAGGAUGGUGUCCUUACUUUUUAGCGCGCCAUAUGGUGCAGUUUGCAAAUGUUGUGGUUUAUAGUUAUCAGUAUUUGCUUGAUCCAAAGGUCGCUGGGAUCAUAUCAAAGGAAAUGCAGAGGGAGUCAGUUGUUGUGUUCGACGAGGCACAUAAUAUCGAUAAUGUUUGCAUUGAAGCACUAAGUGUGAGUGUGCGGAGCCAGACACUUGAAGGGGCAACAAGGAACCUCAAUAAGAUGUCUCAGGAGGUCGAAAGGUUUAAGGCCACUGAUGCAGGCAGAUUGCGAGCAGAAUACAACCGGCUUGUUGAAGGUUUGGCACAAAGGGGGAACCUACCUAUUUCAGAUACCUGGCUCUCAAAUCCUGCAUUGCCAGAUGAUAUUGUCAAGGAAGCCGUGCCUGGAAACAUACGAAGGGCGGAGCAUUUCCUGUCUGUUUUACGAAGAUUAGUUCAGUAUCUUAAAGGACGUUUGCAAACUGAGAAUGUUGAAAAAGAAGGGCCUGUUGCCUUUGUGGCCUCUAUCAAUGCACAGGUUGGGAUUGACCAGAAAAUGCUGAGAUUCUGUUAUGACCGCCUGCACUCACUUAUGCUGACACUAGAGAUAACGGACACAGAUGAGUUUUUGCAUAUUCAAACGAUUUGCGACUUUGCAACACUGGUGGGGACAUACACGAGGGGUUUCUCACUCAUAAUUGAACCUUUCGAUGAGAGAAUGCCAAAUAUCCCAGAUCCUGUAUUGCAGCUUAGCUGCCAUGAUGCUUCCCUUGCCAUAAAGCCUGUAUUCGAACGCUUUCAGACUGUUGUAAUUACCUCCGGAACUCUAAGCCCUAUUGAUCUCUACCCCCGCCUUCUGAAUUUUAAUCCAGUUGUCAGCCGAAGCUUUACGAUGUCCUUGACAAGGGAUUGCAUAUGCCCAAUGGUUCUGACUCGUGGAAGUGAUCAGCUUCCAGUUAGCACAAAGUAUGAUAUGAGAACUGAUGAAGGUGUGGAAAGGAAUUAUGGGAAGCUUUUGCUGGAGAUGGUGUCUAUUGUUCCAGAUGGAAUAGUGUGUUUUUUCGUCAGUUACUCAUAUAUGGAUGGAAUUGUCAAUAGUUGGAAUGAGAAGGGAAUUUUGAAGGAAAUAAUGCAACAUAAGCUUGUCUUCAUUGAGACUCAGGAUGUGGUGGAAACUACGUUGGCUCUGGACAACUAUCGCAAGGCUUGUGAUUGCGGGAGAGGUGCUGUAUUUUUCUCUGUUGCCAGGGGCAAAGUGGCAGAAGGUAUCGAUUUUGAUCGACAUUAUGGCAGACUAGUUAUCAUGUUCGGUGUUCCUUUUCAGUAUACAUUAAGCAGAAUAUUGGGUGCACGAUUGGAGUACUUAAGAGAAACUUUCCAAAUAAAAGAAGGCGAUUUCCUGACAUUCGAUGCUUUGAGACAAGCUGCUCAAUGCGUUGGGCGAGUGAUCCGUUCAAAGGCAGAUUAUGGGAUGAUGAUUUUUGCCGAUAAAAGGUACAGCCGUCAUGACAAACGUUCUAAAUUACCAGGAUGGAUACUGUCACAUUUGCGCGAUGCUCAUCUAAACUUGAGUACUGACAUGGCUGCGCAUAUAGCGCGAGAGUUUUUACGCAAGAUGGCUCAACCUUACGAUAAGAGUGGUGGAAGUGGUAGGAAAACCCUAUUGUCACAAGAAGACUUGGAGAAGAUGGAAAAUGGCAGUCUUGGGGAAAUGUUCUGAUAGAAUAGUAUUAUUCCUCAACGUGCUGCUUUUGUUGAAGUCAACUGCAGUCCUCGUUUGCUUCUGAUGGCUAAACCUCAUAAACAUGUUCCUUUCCGGGAUGAAAGGUUAAAUUAUUUGGCCUACAAGGAAAAUACUGACAUGAGGACCUGGAACCCGUGUUCCUUUUGCUUUGAUCAGCAAUUUCACAAAUUCACAGUUGAGGUGCAAGUUUUUGUACAAUUUUCAAAUGCAGUAGCGAUCUUUAUGGUCUUCCGAGAUAUUGUGGUCUGAGUUGCACCCAAGGUUUUGUUAGUUAGGUGGUGCUUUUGCCUACUCAGAGUAGGUUGUAGUGAUGAGGUUCGUUCUUGAUGCUUUUUGCUUUAUCUUUGAUCCCUGAUCUCUGUUAUGGUGCUUACAUCCUUGCCAAAAGAAAAGGAAAAUCAAGCUUGAAUGAGAUUCGUUGACUAUGCUAUCGGGAAUUUCCUGAGUAUUGGCACUUCUGUAAAUUGAUUCUCUUCUUGAACAUGCAAGUAAAUAUCUGUUUACUAUAGCA
Molecule: messenger RNA, 2895 nt
Organism: Rhododendron vialii
Lineage: Eukaryota; Viridiplantae; Streptophyta; Magnoliopsida; Ericales; Ericaceae
Product: general transcription and DNA repair factor IIH helicase subunit XPD
Exons: 12
Coding region: 87-2360 (757 amino acids)
Biological process (GO): nucleotide-excision repair; positive regulation of mitotic recombination; transcription by RNA polymerase II
Cellular component (GO): nucleus
Molecular function (GO): damaged DNA binding; ATP binding; DNA helicase activity
Source: RefSeq, a predicted model, not a curated record